This is a messenger RNA of Carassius carassius (crucian carp), 1261 nucleotides long. RefSeq names its product epidermal growth factor-like protein 7. The record is from RefSeq and is a predicted model, not a curated record. Gene Ontology annotation, biological process: anatomical structure development. Bases 301 to 1164 code for a protein of 287 amino acids. Gene Ontology annotation, cellular component: extracellular region; cell surface. The transcript is spliced from 9 exons. Gene Ontology annotation, molecular function: signaling receptor binding; calcium ion binding. NCBI's taxonomy places the organism in Eukaryota, Metazoa, Chordata, Actinopteri, Cypriniformes, Cyprinidae.
AGAGCCGAGCCACGGGAGGCGCGCGCAGGAACUGCGAGUCUCGUGCCAGUGCGCGUUUGGGCACAUGCGUGUUUUUGGACUAUUUAUAAGAUUAUUCCAGCCCCGUCCUCUGAGUUUGGUGGGAAACUUUGUUUUUAGGACGCGCCGGGGGACCAGCCUUUUUCUUUCCCCUUUUACAUCCACGCACGAGCGGUUAGUCUCGUGGACAGGAGUGAUCCAGUAACUGAUAGAGUUGGUUGUACCUGAGGUGGACACACACACCUGAGCGAGCAACAGAGAGAGAGAGAGAGAGACAGAGAGAUGUACACAGCGGUGCUGCUCUCCUCUUCUCUGUUUCUCCUGCAUGUGACCUGCACGCCUCAGAUUCACGGUCACCACGGGAGGAGAGUGUGUGUUGGAGAUGCUCGGAGUCGUCGUGUGUCUUACAGCACAGAGUCGUUUCUUCAGCCCGUACACAAACCCUACAUCACCAUGUGCCAAAACCACCGCAUGUGUAGCACGUACAAGACAAUCUACAGGGUUUCUUACAGGCAGGUGAGCAGAGCAGCUCCCAAUUCACACAUUUACCCAGAAUGCUGUCCGGGAUGGCGACGCAUGCAUUCACACAACUGUAACCGAGCUGUGUGUGAGCAGUCUUGUGUAAAUGGAGGCUCGUGUGUAAGGCCUAAUCACUGCGCAUGUCCAAGAGGAUGGACGGGAAGAUACUGCCAAACAGAUGUGGAUGAGUGUGAGGAGGGUCAGCGCUGCUCACAGAAGUGUGUGAAUACGGUGGGGAGUUAUCGGUGUGUGUGUCAGGAGGGAUUCAGUCUGGCUGAAGAUGAAGUAACAUGUUCAAGAAUUCCUGCUCCCUCCCCGCUGCCCAGCGACGAACGCUCAUCUAGAAGCCAUGCUGGUGAAGGUUUGGGAUUGGUGGCAAACGUUACUGAAGAAGUUCAGAUCCUUAAAACCAGAGUGGAACUCCUCGAGCAGAAACUAGAGAUGGUUCUGGCUCCCUUCACCACGCUCUUCCCCUUGGAUGGUGUGGGAGACACUAACAGCUUCCUGUCUGAGAGGACCAACUUCCUGUCGCAUUCUCUGCAGCAACUAGACCGAAUCGAGUCGCUCAGUGAGCAGGUUGGGUUCCUGGAGGAGCGUAUCGGAGCCUGUGCCUGCCAGGAAAACUAGACGAUCAAAGAUGGGCUGCAUCCUCAAGUGAAACCAAUAUCUGAGAAGUCUUAAUAAACAGCCGCAACACUAAAGGCCUGAACCCUGUAAACAUGUU